Linum tenue is the source of this 855-nucleotide messenger RNA. The record is from the annotation of a GenBank genome assembly. Lineage: Eukaryota; Viridiplantae; Streptophyta; Magnoliopsida; Malpighiales; Linaceae.
AUGAACGCCGACAGCAGCAGCUCCGAGUUGGGGAAACCUGCAAAAGGUCGCAUUGCAGAAGAAGAAGAAGAAGAAAAUGACAGGUUAAUCUCUCUUCCGGACGUCGUUCUUCAUCGCAUUCUCUCCUUGCUCGACACCAAAUCCGUCGUUCAAACCUCCGUCCUGUCCCGAUCGUGGAGGAAAACCUGGAAAGAUGUUUCGGUGCUCAAAUUUCGCAGCGAUUCCUUCAAGCAGUACUCGAGCUUCCAGACCUACGUGGACAAGGUGCUGACCCUCCGCCAUCCCGUCGGUCUCAGCGUGGUAGAGUACCUCGACCAUGAUGAUUCGGAGGAUCGAGAUGGGGAUCUGUUCGUCAAGGUCAUCGAUUAUGCACGGACCCAUGAUGCUCAAGAGCUAGCUAUUGACCUGUUCAAUCCUGGCGCAAUCCAAACCUGUUGCGUGUUUUCCCUUUUGUUUGACACGGUGGUGCCGGAUUGCAAGCUCAAGAAUCUGUCACUCGAAUGUGUCGUCAUCAACACCGAGCUCGCGUCUGCUGGGUUCCGAAUGCUGAAAGAGUUAUAUAUGAACACCUGCUUGAUCGCCACGGGUGAGAGUGGGGACUUCGAUCCCUUCUCUGGCCUCCCAUGUCUAAAGUAUUUGUUCAUUAUUCAGUGUGUGUUCAUCUGUUUUCCCGAGGAUGAUGAUGACUCCAGCAGGCAGCAGUUUCACGAUCUCUGCACCCCAGUUGAAUACCCUGAAUAUGGAGGUUGCUGUCUCUGCCAAGAUCAACAUAUGUGCACCAAAGCUCCAGUUCUUCAACCUCCGUCACGACUUGGGAUCCUUGAACUUGUCCAGCUUAAGCAUACCAUCCCUUGA